This is a messenger RNA of Passer domesticus (house sparrow), 681 nucleotides long. RefSeq names its product serine/threonine-protein kinase pim-1-like. NCBI's taxonomy places the organism in Eukaryota, Metazoa, Chordata, Aves, Passeriformes, Passeridae. The transcript is spliced from 4 exons. Gene Ontology annotation, biological process: protein autophosphorylation; regulation of mitotic cell cycle; negative regulation of apoptotic process. The record is from RefSeq and is a predicted model, not a curated record. The coding region runs from base 1 to 681 and encodes 226 amino acids. Gene Ontology annotation, cellular component: cytoplasm. Gene Ontology annotation, molecular function: ATP binding; protein serine/threonine kinase activity.
AUGGCCGAGGGAUCAGAGCCAGCCAGCGUGGAUUUCAGUAUCUGCAUUGUUGGUCUGGCUGAGGGGAUUGAGUCCAGCAUCAGCAAAUUUGCAGAUAACACCAAGCUGGGUCCCGACGGCACCAGCGCUCCCCUGGAGAUUGUCCUGCUGGACAAGGUGUCCAGUGGCUUCUCCGGUGUGGUCCAGCUGCUGGAGUGGGUUGAGCUCCCCAACGACAUCUUCAUGGUGCUGGAGCGGCCGGAGCACUGUCAGGACCUGCACCAUUUCAUUCAAGCACGGGGCUUCCUGUCCGAGGGGGUGGCGCGGCAGCUGUUCCGGCAGGUGCUGGAGGCCGUGCGGCACUGCACCAGCUGCGGGGUCCUGCACCGCGAUAUCAAAGCAGAGAACAUCCUGGUUGACCUGGCCACCGGGCAGGCCAAAUUGAUUGACUUUGGCUGUGGCACCUACCUGCAAGAGACAGCCUACACUCACUUUGCAGGAACACCAUCAUACAGCCCCCCGGAAUGGACCCGCUUUGGCUGGUACCAUGGCAAGCCAGCUACCAUCUGGUCCCUGGGCAUCCUGCUGCACGAGAUGGUCUGUGGGAAGAUGCCUUUCAGGAGGGGCUGGAACUUCAAGAUGAAAAUCAGGGUGAGUGGUCUCUUUGUCUCCAACCCACUGCCAGCCCCGGGCCAACGUUAG